This is a messenger RNA of Biomphalaria glabrata, 1012 nucleotides long. Its product is annotated as multiple epidermal growth factor-like domains protein 6. Bases 84 to 854 code for a protein of 256 amino acids. The record is from RefSeq and is a predicted model, not a curated record. The transcript is spliced from 2 exons. NCBI's taxonomy places the organism in Eukaryota, Metazoa, Mollusca, Gastropoda, Planorbidae.
AGGAUUAUUACACGACAUCUUUCAACAGAGAAUUUUAAUUCAACUUCCGACUAACAGACAUAUUGAAAGACAUCAAGUAGAAGAUGACUCCAAUCAUCCUUCUUGUCACUCUUGUCAUUGCUGGAUGUCUCGGACUCGAGGAGAGGUCAUUCGCUAGCUGUGUCCACAACUGUAAUGGCGACAUUGCUUGUGAGAUUCACUGCGCACACACUAAUCCAGUCAGAGCUUUAGGCAGCUGUAACCACCAGUGUCCACCCAACGAUGUCGGCUGCGAGACUGCAUGCUCUCAUGAACACAACCAGAGAGCUCUGGGGGAGUGCCUCCAUAACUGUCCCCCAAUGGAUAUCGGAUGUGAAGUACAAUGCUCACACCAAAACGCAAAGAGAGCCCUGGGUGAGUGCCUACAUCAAUGCCCUCCAGGUGACGUCGGAUGUGAGAUUCAAUGCGCCCACAACAAUGGUAGACGAGCCCUAGCCGAGUGCCUGAAUCACUGCUCAGGGAAUCUUGCAUGUGAAAUUCAGUGCACCCACAACAACCCUGUGAGGGCCCUUGGGGAAUGCUUACACCAGUGCCCACCCCUUGAUGUCGGCUGCGAAGUCCAGUGUGCCCAUAACAACAAGAGGGAACAGUGCAUUAGUCUAUGCCCACCAAAUGACCAAGGAUGCCACAGUGCUUGCUCUCACGAGGUCGUCGGCAAAAGAGAGUCUUGCAUUAGCCAAUGCCCGCCAAAUGACCAGGGAUGCCACAAUGCUUGCUCACAUGAGGUCGUCGGCAAAAGAGAGUCUUGCAUUAGCCAAUGCCCGCCAAAUGACCAGGGAUGCCACAAUGCUUGCUCACAUGAGGUUGUCGGCUAAAUCAGCAUCGUACAUUAAGUAAUACCUACAUUAAGUAAUACCUACUAAACUACUAAGACAAGUAACACUGUUUUACUUGAUAUAAUAAUGAUGCCUUUUAAUUAGGGCUAUGUAAUCAAUUUGUUAAUUAGUUAACAAUAAAGACACUAUUUCUAUUA